Messenger RNA from Stylonychia lemnae, 363 nucleotides. The record is from the annotation of a GenBank genome assembly. NCBI's taxonomy places the organism in Eukaryota, Ciliophora, Spirotrichea, Sporadotrichida, Oxytrichidae.
AUGUCAUCGAUCAAAGAGAGUUCGAAAAAAAUCGUCGAUAUUAUUGGUGUCAUUGAUGGCAUUGCUUUUCAAACCAAUAUUCUCGCCUUGAAUGCUGCGGUUGAAGCAGCGCGCGCUGGUGAGCAGGGUCGUGGCUUUGCCGUGGUGGCAACCGAGGUGCGCAAUCUGGCGCAACGUUCUGCCAAUGCAGCUAAAGAAAUCAAGGAACUCAUCAGCAAUUCUGUCGACAAGGUAGAAGUGGGUUCGCGCCUCGUCGAUGAUGCGGGCAAGACCAUGGAUGAAAUUGUCAUCUCAAUCAAGAAUGUGGCAGACAUCAUGGCAGAAAUUACGUCUGCCAAUGCCCUUCCUGAACGAUCAGGCUGA